AAGAACGGUUAACAGAAGGGGAGGUCCUGAGGGAGGGACUUCGACAGGCCGCUCAACGGUCGGCGGGAGCGGCCCCCGCAGGAGUCGGCGCAGAGGCGACAAUAGCGUCAGAAGACGACGUCUGUGCGCAGCGUGCAAAAAAAUCAGCAUGUCUUCCUCCAGACCGGGGCUCCGUUUGGCUGCCUGUUUACUAAACAUUUCAGAAGCCAGAAGAAAACACAUUGUUGAGAACAUAGCAAACGCAGCUCUUGGAAAAAAUGGGCAGAAACACCCUGAAGUAUCAGUGCUCAAUAUAUUUUCUGAUCAAGACUACAACAGAUCAGUCAUAACAAUAGCAGCUUCUAUUGAUGUGUUAGGCAAUUCUGUUCUGGCUGCCUGCUUGGAGGCCUUCCAGUCUAUCGAUAUGCAGGUUCAGGAGGGAAUCCAUCCUUGCUUGGGAGCAGUGGACCUGGUUCCCAUUUACCCUCUCACUGAUGUUGGAGUGGAAGAGUGCGGAGCUGUGGCCAGAAGCCUUGCUGAGAACCUGGUCCGGCACAUUCCUGGCUGCAGUGUUUUUCUCUUUGGUGAGGCCGACCUGCCUGAGAAGCGCACUCUUGUCCAGAGAAGGAAGCAACUGGGCUGGUUCACAAGGAGGGAUUUCAGUGCUCUUAAACCUGACCUGGGAGCAGCACCUGCCCGAAGAUGUGGUUUAACAGGCAUCGGUGCCAGCCCGUAUGUGAUGAACUGCAAUGUUACCAUAGACUCUCAAGACUUGGCUUUGGGAAAAGAGAUCGCAAGUGCCAUCCGGGGCUCACACGUGAAUGGAUUGAAGGGCGUCCAAUCAAUGGCUUUUCCCCAUGAGGGGAAAAUUGAGAUAGCUUGCAAUGUAGAGAGUUUUGAAGACCAAGAACCUACAGAAACCUCAGACGACUCUCGAUACAUGGCUUACAGUGUCCUUGGGGACCAGUUUUCUUAUGUAUCUCCUCAUUACAUAGAAGCUCAGAUUAAAAAGUUGGCAAGUGAUCGGGGAAUUGGUACUAUAGGGAGAGCAUUAAUUGGAUUUACACCCCAAGAGUGCAAGAACUGUGCCGAGUAUGCUAUAAAGAAAAGUAUUGGCGAAUUCUGGAAGAUACGGGGAGGUAUUUUCAUGUGAUCCAGUUUAAGGCUUUAUUGAAAUUCUAAGGAAAAAUAUCAGUCAUUAAAAAAUUUUCUUUUGGCCGCUGAAGAUGAGGAGAAGAUACAAAUAGAUGGUUGUGGCUGUGUAUUGGGAAAUUGGGAACAUUCUCUGUCUUCAUAGAUUCCCCAUAAUUGUCCUAUGAUAUUCUACUCAUCAGUAAAACUUCAUGAACUCCUGCUCUGUGUCAGGUUUAUGCACUUGUGUGCAUUAGAAACCCUACUGAAUCAGUUGAGUAAAAUGGCCAUGUUGCUGAACCACUUUUAAUUAUUGAAAACAAAACAAAAAAUGGACUCAAUUUACUUGAUUUUCCCAAAUUCUUUAUCUCCAGGUUCUGUAUUCAACUUACAUUUUUUGAGUAAUCUUUUUUUUAAUGUGCACUUUAAAAAAUCAAGUACUAAGUGACUCAAAAGUGGAGAGAAUUAUAAAAUAAAAUUACUCUUUCAAAGCA
Molecule: messenger RNA, 1604 nt
Organism: Hipposideros armiger (great roundleaf bat)
Lineage: Eukaryota; Metazoa; Chordata; Mammalia; Chiroptera; Hipposideridae
Gene: FTCDNL1
Product: formiminotransferase cyclodeaminase N-terminal like
Exons: 6
Coding region: 149-1132 (327 amino acids)
Molecular function (GO): folic acid binding; transferase activity
Source: RefSeq, a predicted model, not a curated record